CUCAUCUUUAUGCUUCAUUGUUUGUUUAAUUGCCAUCAGGUCUGAAAAAACAACAACAACACAACAAGGCUUGUUAUGAAUCCCUGGGACCCCAUUACCUAUACAGUGACACCUGCUGCUAAGAUUUUAGCCAGAUGUGUCACAUCAGGCACCAUGACACAGGAGGAGCUCAAUGCUCUUCCACAGGAUUCAGAAGUCUUUUCUACAUCUUUACUUGAAGCUGAGCAGCUGAACAGAAUUAGACAUAAUUUUGAUCAGGCUAAUCUAGAGUUAGAGCUGCUGGAGCUGGAGAGAGACAGUGCAGACGUCACUCACACUCAUUACCUCAGUCAAAGGUAUGCUUCCUUGCAACAGUUCACAUCCCACCUUCAGGAAGUGUUGCGAGAACAGACAGUCCUACGAGAGAGACUCACAAAGCCACUUUGUCAGCAGAACCUGCCCAUUCAUGCUGGUCUUCACAGAUAUGUGGUAGAGCUCAUGGGGAUGGUGGUGGAGUUCAUUCAGAACUUGGAAGUGAAAAUUAAGAUGGUUCAAGCUAUUCCAAAAACUGACAUUUAUCGGAGUAAUUUGAACAGUGCCAUAACUCAACUGUUGGCUCAGGUCACUGAAGUCGAAAACGUGUACAGACAAGUUCUCAAGCGACGAGGCCAUCUGCACACCAACAUUAAAGACACGUCCAGUUGAUAAAUAAUUUAAAGAACAUGUAGCAUUUGUUAAGCAUACUAGUGAAUAUUAAAUUAAUAAAAAUAACUAAAGAUCAAUUACUAGAUUUAGUAUACA
This is a messenger RNA of Carassius carassius (crucian carp), 780 nucleotides long. RefSeq names its product HAUS augmin-like complex subunit 2. The coding region runs from base 76 to 684 and encodes 202 amino acids. NCBI's taxonomy places the organism in Eukaryota, Metazoa, Chordata, Actinopteri, Cypriniformes, Cyprinidae. The record is from RefSeq and is a predicted model, not a curated record. The transcript is spliced from 6 exons. Gene Ontology annotation, biological process: centrosome cycle; spindle assembly; microtubule nucleation. Gene Ontology annotation, cellular component: centrosome; HAUS complex; mitotic spindle microtubule.